AUGGUCUCCCCUAGUGUUCUCGCUUUUGACGCUGAGGGUCGAGCCAUCGACUUUGAGGUUUGGGUAGAUAACCUGCAGCUCUUCUUACAGUGCUAUAGGGCAGACGGUCUCUCCCUCUUUGACCUCACCUCUGGCGCCUCUCCUGCCCCUGCUGCUGAUGCUGACCCCACUGUUCGCUCCCAGUGGGCCACGCGCGAUGUUGCUGCACGUCUUGCUGUGCGUCGCCACCUGCCUACCUCUGAGCGCGCGCACUUUACUCAGUACAAGAGUGCUCACACCUUAUACGACGCUGUAGUUGCGCGCCACUCUUCCCCUGCCACUGCUGCACUGAGCCGCCUCAUGCUACCGUACCUCUUUCUUGACCUUGCUGCCUUUCCCACAGUCGCUGACCUCGUUACGCACCUCCGCACUAGUGACACUCGCUACCGCGCCGCACUUCCUGCUGAGGACCACUUCCUCUCAGUCUGUCCCACCACUCUCACUGUUGACCCCUUAGAGAAGGCCCUCCUCGCAGCGGAGAAGAGCAUAGUCGCUGUAGGAGCCUCUCCUGGUGACCCUCGCACCCCCAUCUUUGAGGGGUGUUCCCCUUCCCCCCUUUUGUCCUCUGUCGCCUCUGCUGCUGCGGCCGACCUCGUUGGUCUUGAGUCGGUCGGUGCGGCGUCUGCCCCUAGCGGGAGACGCCGCUCUGGCAAGGGCAAGGGUGGCAAGGGCGCGGGUGGGGCUAGCGGGGGUGGUGGAGGUGGCAAUGGGGGCGGCGGGGGAGUGGGGGUGGCGGUGGGAGUGGUGGCGGGGGUGGAGGUGGCGGUGGCAGUGGCGGAGGCGGAGGCGGCGGUGGCGGUAGCGGUGGGAGCGGCGGCGGCGGUGGCGGCGGAGGUGGAGGCGGCGGUGGUGGAGGAGGUGGAGCUGGUUGGGGUGGUACUUCUCAGCGGAGCGGCUCCGGGAGUGGUCAGCGCCAGCAGCAGCAGCGUUCUCUGGACAUCCCCCCUCCUCAGCAGCUCCGUGAGUGGUACACGCAGCGUCAGCGUGGUGGGGGUUGUCUAG
Closterium sp. NIES-65 is the source of this 1041-nucleotide messenger RNA. Lineage: Eukaryota; Viridiplantae; Streptophyta; Zygnematophyceae; Desmidiales; Closteriaceae. The record is from the annotation of a GenBank genome assembly.